CCUCUUGGAGUCACCAAAACAAAUACUAAUUCAUCUCUGUCUUUCUUCCCUUUCUGGUAGUGAUAGCGAACCAACGGAAAACGCAUUCCAUAUUCCCCCCCUUCGUAGUAAGUGAUUUAGAUUCCAAACAACAAUGUCGAUGGUCGACGAGCCGUUGUAUCCGAUAGCGGUACUAAUCGACGAGCUAAAGAACGACGAUAUUCAGCUACGGUUGAAUUCCAUUAGGAAACUUUCUACAAUCGCCCGUGCGUUAGGAGAGGAACGGACGCGAAAGGAGUUGAUUCCUUUCUUAAGUGAAAACAAUGACGACGAUGACGAGGUUCUGCUUGCAAUGGCGGAAGAGUUAGGCGUGUUUAUUCCUUACGUUGGCGGGUUGGAAUACGCUCAUGUGUUGUUACCUCCUUUGGAAACGCUUUGUAUCGUCGAAGAAACGUGUGUUAGAGAUAAAGCUGUCGAGUCGUUGUGUAGGAUUGGGUCGCAGAUGAGAGAGACGGAUUUGGUUGACUGGUUUAUACCUCUUGUUAAGAGGUUGGCAGGUGGGGAGUGGUUUACUGCACGAGUCUCUGCGUGUGGAUUGUUUCACAUUGCUUAUCCUAGUGCUUCAGAGAUGUUGAAGGCAGAAUUGAGGUCGAUAUAUAGUCAGUUAUGUCAAGACGAUAUGCCUAUGGUUAGGAGAUCUGCUUCUACAAACUUGGGGAAGUUUGCUGCUACUGUGGAACCGACUCAUCUUAAGACUGAUGUUAUGCAAAUAUUCCAGGAUCUUACUCAGGAUGAUCAAGAUUCUGUUCGUUUGCUUGCUGUCGAGGGUUGUGCUGCUCUUGGAAAGUUGCUGGAACCCCAAGACUGUGUUGCACAUAUUCUUCCGGUCAUUGUCAGUUUUUCCCAGGACAAGUCAUGGCGUGUUCGCUAUAUGGUGGCUAAUCAGCUGUAUGAGCUAUGUGAAGCUGUUGGCACUGAACCUACCAAGACGGACUUGGUUCCAGCAUAUGUUAGGCUUCUUCGAGAUAACGAAGCUGAAGUGCGUAUAGCAGCUGCCGGCAAGGUCACCAAAUUCUCUCGCAUACUUAGCCCAGAACUUGCAAUUCAGCAUAUUCUUCCAUGUGUCAAGGAGUUGUCUUCGGAUUCUUCUCAGCAUGUUAGGUCUGCUCUAGCCUCCGUUAUAAUGGGCAUGGCCCCAGUUUUAGGCAAGGAUGCAACCAUUGAACAACUUCUCCCUAUAUUUCUGUCACUUCUAAAAGACGAGUUUCCAGACGUGCGCCUCAAUAUUAUCAGUAAGCUAGAUCAAGUGAAUCAGGUGAUAGGGAUCGAUCUUUUGUCUCAAUCCUUGUUGCCAGCAAUUGUGGAACUGGCAGAGGACAGGCAUUGGAGGGUUCGAUUGGCUAUAAUAGAAUACAUACCUCUGUUGGCUAGUCAGUUGGGUGUAGGCUUUUUCGAUGAUAAGCUUGGUGCUCUCUGCAUGCAAUGGUUACAGGACAAGGUUUAUUCUAUCAGAGAAGCUGCUGCUAACAACCUGAAGCGGCUGGCAGAGGAAUUUGGUCCAGAUUGGGCAAUGCAACACAUUGUUCCACAGGUGCUGGAAAUGGUGAACAACCCACAUUACUUGUAUCGCAUGACCAUUCUUAGUGCAAUUUCUCUACUUGCUCCUGUUUUGGGCUCAGAAAUCACUUGCUCUAAGCUGCUUCCCGUGGUGGUUGUUCUAGCCAAGGACAGAGUAGCAAAUAUCAGAUUUAAUGUGGCGAAGGUCUUGCAAUCUUUUAUUCCUAUCGUUGACCAAUCUGUGGUUGAAAAAACGAUACGCCCCUGCCUGGUCGAGCUAGGGGAAGAUCCGGAUGUUGAUGUCCGUUACUUCUCCAAGGAAGCACUUCAGGCUAUCGAUCAAGUUAUGAUGUCUACAUAGAGAAAUUCGCUUUGAAUUUGAUGUGGUUGCUUGCUAGUAUUCUUCUUCACUAACUUGUUACUUCUAAGGCCCUUAUAUAAGCACCAAACAUAGAUAAGAUACAAUUAGUUCCCCUCUUCUGUUCCUUCUUCCUUUGUCUAUCGACUCUAUUCUAGUCUGGGUUUUCUUUUCUUUCCGAAAACUUAGCAGACGAUAUCGUGUCUCAUGAUUAUGAAUGCAGAUUAAGAUGCUUGUUUCUGUCCCUGAAAGCGUGUGUGCUGUUUGUUGUCAUCUUCAUUCUCUGGUAGUUUUGACAUAUGUUGAUAGGUAAUCAGUCAAGAACGGUGAUAAAAUUUUGUUAUGGGCUGAUUCUUUUUCAUGUUGUGUCUCCCUUUGGAUUAA
Erigeron canadensis is the source of this 2278-nucleotide messenger RNA. RefSeq names its product serine/threonine-protein phosphatase 2A 65 kDa regulatory subunit A beta isoform-like. Gene Ontology annotation, molecular function: protein binding; protein phosphatase regulator activity. Gene Ontology annotation, biological process: protein dephosphorylation. Gene Ontology annotation, cellular component: protein phosphatase type 2A complex; cytoplasm. Bases 134 to 1897 code for a protein of 587 amino acids. Lineage: Eukaryota; Viridiplantae; Streptophyta; Magnoliopsida; Asterales; Asteraceae. The record is from RefSeq and is a predicted model, not a curated record. The transcript has 13 exons.